This is a messenger RNA of Seminavis robusta, 270 nucleotides long. NCBI's taxonomy places the organism in Eukaryota, Bacillariophyta, Bacillariophyceae, Naviculales, Naviculaceae. The record is from the annotation of a GenBank genome assembly.
AUGCAACUUGAGACUGCCAGUCAAGGGUGGUUUGAAGAUGAGGAGGAUUUCCAAAAGAGACUUCAAGCUUCCGAAAGAGCUUGGAUGGCCAAGCUAAAACAAGCUAAUAGCAAGAAGAAAAAGCCCGCGUCUUCUACUGCGUCGGCUUGGUCAACUGCACCAACGCGACAAAAGGCAUCGGGCGGAACCAAAAAGGCCGCCAAACCAAAGCCCAAAGCCAAGGGCGGCAACGUGUUUGCUGCCAUGAUGAUGGACAGUGACAGCGACUAG